This is a messenger RNA of Anopheles gambiae (African malaria mosquito), 5521 nucleotides long. It is a transcript of the gene wap, whose product is annotated as DDB1- and CUL4-associated factor 7. The transcript is spliced from 4 exons. Gene Ontology annotation, molecular function: protein binding. The record is from RefSeq and is a predicted model, not a curated record. The coding region runs from base 1192 to 2226 and encodes 344 amino acids. Gene Ontology annotation, cellular component: nucleus. NCBI's taxonomy places the organism in Eukaryota, Metazoa, Arthropoda, Insecta, Diptera, Culicidae.
AAAACUAAUUCCACCAUCACCAGCUCGAUCCACCACCCCCGCUCGCCUCCUCCGAUUGGUCACAAUCAAUCAACCAACACCACCGAACACACACACACACACACACACGCGCGCCGUUACGAAGCGCAUUGGUGGAGGUGUUGUUGUUGUUGUUUUUGUGUGUGUGUGCGACAAAGGCGGCACGAUCAAAACAAGAUGAAUCAACGGUGAAACCCCCCUGCCCCCGCAUCCCAUCCCCAUCUUGGCCUGCAGAAUGUGUGUUGCAUUUAUUCGUCCUACGAGGCAGCUUGUUCUUGCCGGCGGAGAAUUUAUACUUCCAGUUGCCAGUUGGUGGUCGGUGUUGUUAUUUGUUUUGCUUCUAGCGACUUUGGGGCGUUUCGAUUCGUCUCUUUGUUGGUGGUGAAAAGCGGCAUCCAAACGAAGCUGCCGUCGAGCUUAAAGGAAACAGCCGGACACUGCAAACAUUUUGUUCCCUUGCUUGCGUUUAGGCAUUGAAGAAAAACUCUCCCCCAGCGCCUGUAACAGCUCCUCUGUCUGUCUGACAUUGCCGUUCGAUGUGGCUCAGUAUAGUGUCAUGUCAUUGUGAAUGAUAUUGGUGCAGCGUGACCGGUUAGCUUUUCCUGCUCCUUUUCGGUCCCGGUCCCGGUCAUCGGCUGUACGUUCGUCGCUUGUACCGCUCCGCAAGCGUAGGCAUCACCGCAUGCGUCAGCAGCAGCACGGGAGCAACGGAAACAGUGAAGCAUCACCACGCGCACCCACCUGACAAACACACCCGCAACCCGCAGAGCCGAGGGCAGCAGAGCCGUGCCGUGGCAGAGAGAGAGAGCGUGUGUGUGUGUGUGUCUGUCUGUUUUUUGUUGUUGUUGAGAUAUUUAUGGUGCUUCGAAUCCAAGUUCGAACCGAUCGCAAAAACCCGAUAUAAAUAGGUUUGCGCGCGCUACCGGGGACUUUCCGGUGGACGGGGCGGUAGAGGAGGACGCACCGGGCAGCCUAGACGACGCGUGCACCACCACGAGUGGGAGCAUCAUCCGUUCCUCCGCGCCGAGGACGGUUGUUGCCCCGUCCUCGUUCUCCGGCUUUACCGCACACCGGGGCGACGAAACCCGCCGGCAGCUGGAGCAGCAGCAGCAGCAGCAGCAACCGGAGCAGCCAACCGUGCACGACCGGUUACGGCCCGCGCCGCCAAGAAGCAUGUCCGGCACGACGGGCAAGCGCAAGGAGAUCUACAAAUAUCUCGCCCCAUGGCCGCUCUACUCGAUGAACUGGUCGGUGCGGCCGGACAAGCGCUUCCGGCUCGCCCUCGGCAGCUUCGUCGAGGAGUACAACAACAAGGUGCAGAUCAUCAGCCUAGACGAGGACACGAGCGAGUUCAGCGCGAAAAGCACGUUCGACCAUCCCUAUCCGACGACCAAGAUCAUGUGGAUACCGGACUCGAAGGGCGUGUAUCCGGAUCUGCUCGCGACCAGCGGCGACUACCUGCGGCUGUGGCGGGCCGGUGAGCCCGACACCCGGCUCGAGUGCGUGCUGAACAACAACAAAAACAGUGACUUCUGCGCCCCGCUCACCUCGUUCGACUGGAACGAGGUCGACCUGAACCUGGUCGGCACGUCCUCGAUCGAUACGACCUGCACGAUCUGGGGGCUCGAGACGAGCCAACCGCUCGGGCGCGUCAACCUCGUCUCCGGCCACGUCAAGACGCAGCUGAUCGCGCACGACAAGGAGGUGUACGACAUUGCGUUUUCGCGGGCGGGCGGUGGCCGCGACAUGUUCGCGUCGGUCGGCGCCGAUGGCAGCGUGCGCAUGUUCGACCUGCGCCACCUGGAGCACUCGACCAUCAUCUACGAGGAUCCGGCCCACACGCCGCUGCUGCGGCUCGCGUGGAACAAGCAGGACCCGAACUACCUCGCGACGGUCGCGAUGGACAGCUGCGAGGUGAUCAUACUGGACGUGCGCGUCCCGUGCACCCCGGUCGCCCGGCUCAGCAAUCAUCGCGCGUGCGUGAACGGUAUCGCGUGGGCACCGCACAGCUCCUGCCACAUCUGUACGGCGGGCGACGACCACCAGGCCCUGAUCUGGGACAUCCAGCAGAUGCCGCGACCGAUCGAGGACCCGAUCCUCGCGUACACCGCGGCCGAGGGCGAGGUCAACCAGAUACAGUGGGGCGCCACCCAACCGGACUGGAUCGCGAUCUGCUACAAAACGGCGUGCGAAAUACUGCGCGUCUAAGGCCGUUCCCUCUGUUAGGCUUUUAGCGGUUGUUUUUAGUUUUUACAAUUUUUUUUUCCAUUGCAAACCCAUUACUAUCCAAUUUAUGCUUUAGGUAGUUUUUUUUUUUUUUUUUUGGUUAGUUUACACUAGAUUAAUUUACAUCCACGCCGCGGUACACACGCGGUGCUGGAACGAAAUUUGUACAUUUGCUUGGUUUGAUGAGUCUAAACCAUUCCUUUAGCCCCCCCCCCCCUCCCUCUUCCCCCUUCCCCUUCCUGUGCGCUACAGCAGGCUCCAACCUGCGCGCACAACCACGUGUCACCAUUGUCUAGCUUUGGUAGCGAGAGAUUCAAACCUUACCUGCUAAUGAAUUUGAAUGCGAAUUAUUGUUUAUUGGAAAAGAGUAGCUUUUAUUUACACCAACAACGGCAUCAUGCCAUGCACCGCCACAUACUCAAUGCGCGCACCCCCUCUACGCAGCAUCAAUACGCAAAAAGACAUGUUUGACACGGAGUGUACGAACGAACGUAUAGGUUAAGCAGCUUCCUGCGCUAGCUUUACACUUACACAGCUGGGCGGGAAAAGCAUUCUUUCACGCUUCCACUCCUCCUCCAACACACUGUGCUGUAUCAUUUACGCAUCGGAAGGCAAGGGCGAUAUUUCGUAGAGGUAGCUUUUGCAUACCGCAGUCGCUGGAAACCUGACAAACGGCGAACCCUUCAAAUGAGCCUAAUUUGAAUAAUCGUGCAACAGUUAGAAUACGCAAUCCGGUAUGAAAAUUCACUGCACCCUUCCUCCAGGGGGGGUGUCGUUUCAAUCGUAAUUAUUUUCUUUUUUUAUGUACUUACUUAUUGCUUAAAUGGAGAUACUUCUCUAUUGUCGAGAGCAACCCGUGUAAUCAGGAGUCGUAGCUAAACCUUCCCUUGUAGUGCUAAAAAAGGAGAACCAACUGGCUCCCUUCAGGGUUUUCCGGGGUUCUCUCUAGUCCAGGUUUCACUGUGCUACCCCCGCUGCAUAGUUUGUUAGGUGUAUGUUUAGGAUUUUUUUUUAAAUGUUUUGUAAUACUUUCUUAAAAAAAAUGUGCAACUUUUAUCGCAAAACCCCAUAUAUCCUUGCCGCCCUCUUUUCCUGGUGUAAUACAGUUAGGGAAUAGUUCCAAUUACUGAACGGCGCAAAUGCAAACAGCAAACACGGGAGGGUUUUGAGCGGGCGAACACCGAAAACAAUCAACCUUUCCACUGUACUGCUCAUAGGCAGCUAUUUUGUUUUAAAUUAUUUUCCUAAUUUUCGACAAUCGCGUGUCCGGGCAGCACUCCCCCCCAGUACGCGUGUGCGUGGAGCCUAGUGGUACAACGCCGAGAACGGUUUAACCUGCCAAAUCGCUGCUUUUUUUUUAAAUCAUUGAGCGAUUUUGGGGUUAUUUCAGAACGGCCUGUGUGUUGAUAGUGUUGGAGGAAUACCAAAAACAACAGAAAAAUGCAACGGCUUUUUCCCCCUGCUGAAGCUAUAUACUUUACUCGACGGCCUAGCGAUAGAAAAAUCAAACCGUAAAAGGAAAGCGUGUCCGUUUUGGUUCGAUGCUUCAGGUGUUUCAUCCUCCCUGCGCUGUCCUUGCAGGGUUUUCCUUGUCACUUUCGAAUGUGCACAUCAUUAUUCACCGUCUGCAAAAUGUUUUCCACAACUGUCACAUAUUGUGUAUUGACAUCACAAGAAAACUUCAGUUCUUACACAUGAUUUAAGAGUGAUCCAAUGGUCGAGUCGUCAACUCGAACGAUUCAAUAACAUGCGCGCCAUGGGUUCAAGUCCCUAAUGGGGACCGUCCCCCUGUAGCAAGGAUGUGACGACUAUACGCGUCUGUGUUUACGUUUAAGAGCCUGUGAAGGCCGGCAUGUCCGCGUAGGACGUUACGCCAAGCAGUAGAGGAAGAAGACGAUUUUCAACACAUCACAAAGAGAACUGUCUCAAACUCAAUGCAACUUUGAGAUGUGUUCAAAAUUAUGUGGAAGAACUGUGAUAUUUUAUCGUGUUUUUCAAUACAAUAUGUGACAGCUGUUGAAAAACAUCUUGAAGGCGGUAAAUAAUGAAGUUCACAUUCGAAAGUGACUUGGAAAAACCCUGUACCUUUCGUGUAAUACUACACUUUGUAAUACUGAAGCAAGCGCAUCUACUUGAUGGACACACACACACACACACACACACACACACACACACACACACACACACACACACACACACACACACACACACACACACACACACACACACACACACACACACACACACACACACACACACACACACACACACACACACACACACAUAUACAUACGGGGUUUUCCAAGUCACUUUCGAAUGUGCACAUAAUUAUUCACCAUCUCCGAGAUUUUUUUCAACAGUCGUCAAAUGUUGUAUAUCCAUCACAACAAAAUUUCAGUUCUUACACUUGAUUUUCAACACAUCACCAAGAACUGUCAAACCUCAAACCAACUUGAGACGUGUUGAAAAUCAUGUGGAAGAAUUGAAAAACUAUUCAGAUGCAAAUGCAACGUUUGACAACUGUUGAAAAACAUGUUGGAGGCGGCGAAUAAUGAUGUGCACAUUCGAACGUAGCUCGGAAAACCCUGUAAAGGUGUAUCAUUAUACUCAAUUAUUUAAACAUGGGCGUAAGAAAAGUAAUAAGAAUAGAAGAAGAAGAAAAAAAACACAAACGAUGGGAUUAUAUUUCUCUAGUAUUGGGUGUUGUAGGUUAAUAUGUUUCUUUUUUGUUUUUACUUUUACUAUCAAGGCCAGAGCGUCCUAUUAUUGCACUGUAAUGCCGUGCAUCGCACAGAUAUGCAACGUGGUCUGGAACCUAAAGGAUAGCCUAAUAUAAUACUGUAGUGGGCAAGGUGUUGUGCUCUAAUAGGAUGGCAAAAAAAAAACACACACACACACCCAUGCUAGCUGAUUAUAUGUAUACAUAUAAUUGUGGAUUAUUUAAGAUUACUUUAAGUGUAAUGGCAACACACAAUGCUGGUGGUAGUAUGGCGAGCCAGAUUUGUGUGCACCCACGGACUCACGAAAAAAAAGAAAACUUACAACAAAAAAGAGGGACGAUUUUGUGAAAAGAAGAUGAUGAAGAAGAGGAGGAAAAAACGUUGUGAAACACAAGCGAAUCGGCCAGAGAAAGGGGGCAAAAACACUGUAACUGUAACGAGCAAAAACUGCGCAAAACGUAAAGGGGCACACCUAAGGGCGCUCUAUGCCUUAAAUGUAUAGCAAUGAUGCUUUUCGGGAUGGCAUCGUUUUGAUCACACACAUAGGGGGGGGGGGG